AAAACAUCUCAGCACUACCAACAUAACUGUUAACUGGCUUGAUGUACAUGAAAUUUUGGUUUCACAUUGUUUUGUAAGUGGAUAACAGUUCGUGCAUUUUUACAACAGAGAAGUACGUUAUAAAUAAAGAAUGUACAGUAAUUACCAAAAGGAACCUGAUUAUCCAGCUGCCCUGGGAUUAUUGUCACACUUGAAUCUUGAAGAAUUGACGGAACUGUUAAAUAAUGACAGUAAAUUUGAUGAUAUGAUGAAAGAUGUGAAGCAAAUUAAGGAUUUUGAAGCUGAAAAGGAGAUGUUGAUGGCAAGAAACAGAUCACUUGCUGAGUUCAAUCUGUCAAAGGAACCACAGCUGGCUAAAGGAAAACAGUGUCUUCAAGUAUUAAGUGAAACUGGAGCAACAUUGUGCCAGAGAAUAGAAAACAAAGUGUCACUCCAUAAACAACAGUCUAGUGACACGACAGCAGAAACAACGCUUGCAUUGUUACAGACUGCAGCAGCAGAAUCAGAAGAAGAAUCAGAAGCCAUUGCAGAAAAAUUCCUAGAGGGAAAUUUGGAAAUUGACAGUUUUCUUGAACAGUUUACUGCCAGAAGAAAAUUGACACACUUACGACGUGUAAAAGCAGAUAAAAUGGCAGAAAUACUAACAAGACAACAUAAUGCUCCACGUCAGAAUUCUGUGUCAUCACCAGCACAAGGACACACACAUCAUGCUGCUUCUAGUUAUAUACCAUUACCACCUGUUACAGGGUCAGUACCAUAUCCUACUACUGGAAUGUACAUGCCAAUACCAGGCCCUUAUGGUCCCAAUGUUUUCUGAAGCCCUAUUAUUACUGAUUGGAUUGUGCUACAAAGCAUAAGUAAAGGAGUUGUUUGUUAGGUUACAUACAUAAUGAUUCUUUUUACACAACUUCUAUGUACAUUUAUAUAAAUACAUGUAUACUGUAAUAUAUAUACAUAUUUCUAACAGAAUUUGCAAGAGCAGUAUAUAAUAUUUCUGCUGUUCCAACAAAUUUAUCUGGUGUAUUUUCUUCACAGU
Molecule: messenger RNA, 1036 nt
Organism: Zootermopsis nevadensis
Lineage: Eukaryota; Metazoa; Arthropoda; Insecta; Blattodea; Termopsidae
Gene: Vps37B
Product: vacuolar protein sorting 37B
Biological process (GO): protein targeting to vacuole; ubiquitin-dependent protein catabolic process via the multivesicular body sorting pathway; protein targeting to membrane
Cellular component (GO): ESCRT I complex
Source: RefSeq, a predicted model, not a curated record